This is a messenger RNA of Oldenlandia corymbosa var. corymbosa, 2683 nucleotides long. Lineage: Eukaryota; Viridiplantae; Streptophyta; Magnoliopsida; Gentianales; Rubiaceae. The record is from the annotation of a GenBank genome assembly.
CCAUAACUACAAAGCACCGUAAUUCUCCUAGUACUAUUACUAUUAUUUUUUUGCCUGAAUCGGUCACUGGGUGACUGUGUGUCAAUCACUCCAUUGUUUGGGAAAGGGAUAAAAAAGCUGCCCCCACAAAAUACCUCAUGGUUAAAAAAAAAAAAAUUGCUCACAAACAAACAAAACCUUAGUAAACCAUCGUCUUCAAAUACACAGUGGUACACGUACACUCACGCACAGUCACCCAUACACACACACACACACUCACACACACUUUCACGCCCCCCUUUCCUCCUUUUACUUACUUUUGCUGUGUCAAUUAUUCUCUUUUUGUUUCCCCCAGGUAAUGAAAUCAGAGGUUUUGGUAAAAUAAAUCUCUGAUAAGAGGAAGAAAAGAUGGUGAAAAAAGUAAAAGAAAUGAGGGACAGAUAAAGAGAGAAAAAAAGUAGAUAGUAAAAGCCCACUAGUUUGUUUACCUGUGGGGGUGAGUGUGUGUGUUUGUGGAGAAGUGGGGAUGAAGAUUGAAGAAAGAAAGACUCUUUCUUUACUUUGUGGUUCAUAAGGAUUUGCAAAGUUGUUGCUGCUGUUGCUUCUGAAACAACCCGGAUAGAUAAUUUUUUUUUUGCUGUUUUGCUGGUUUACCCUCCCCUCCAUUGGUAGUUUCAUUUGUCAAAGCAAAAAAGGGCUUUCAUUUUAAUUUGUUCAUCUCAGAAAGAGAGGGAAAAUUAGAAAAGAAGAAGUCCUAAAGAAACUUAUAAGGGGGAAAAAAAGGAAGAGAGAGUGGGGGAGAGACAAAGAAAGAGAGAUGGUGGGCUCAGGAGCAUCAGAUAGGAGCAAAGAAGCAGUUGGGAUGAUGGCCCUUCAUGAGGCCCUUAGAAGCGUCUGUCUCAACACAGACUGGACUUAUUCAGUCUUCUGGACCAUUCGUCCUCGCCCGUAUUGCCCCUACUUUUCAAUCAUUUUCUUCCUCUUUGAGUGUCAACUCUGUUAUUUCUUUGUCUUUCUUUGAUUAAGCCCACGUCGUAUGUUGAAUCAUUUGAAGCAUAUAUGUCGAUUUCUUGAGUUUUUUGAACUAAUCCUUCAUUUGGGGUUUUUUUUUGUUCCAUUUCCUGCAGGAGAGUCAGAGGUGGCAAUGGAUGCAAAGUUGGUGAUGACAAUGGUAGCUUGUGAGUGCUAAAGAUUUCAUUUUUAAUCUCUCCCUUUUCUUUCUCUGUUUCUUUAAUUUUAUUUUCAUUUUUUGGUGGGGUUCAAGAUGAGCAGCAUCAGCUGCACUGCAUUAUUGAAAAAUUAGUAUCAAGUUGUUUGUUUUAUGGUUUAGUUUUUAGUACUGCUAAUUAAGCACUUCACUAAUUUUUUUGUGGUACUGGUUUUGCUUUGUUGCUUUUUUGUGUGAUGCAGGAUGUUGAUGUGGGAAGAUGGGUUCUGCAGAGGAAGAGUUGGGGAGUGUUUGGAUGAAAUUGAUGGAGAAGAUCCUGUCAGGAAAGCCUUCAGCAAAAUGUCUAUUCAGUUAUAUAAUUAUGGAGAAGGGUUGAUGGGGAAGGUGGCUUCUGAUAAGUGCCAUAAAUGGGUCUUCAAGGAGCCUACAGAAUGUGAACCAAAUAUCUCCAAUUACUGGCAGAGUUCAUUUGAUGCUCUUCCUCCUGAAUGGACAGAUCAGUUUGAUUCGGGUAUUCAGACAAUUGCCGUGAUUCAAGCUGGCCAUGGCCUUCUGCAACUUGGUUCUUGCAAGAUUAUACCUGAAGAUCUCCACUUUGUGCUAAGAAUGAGACACACAUUUGAAUCUUUGGGCUACCAAUCUGGCUUUUACCUAUCGCAGUUAUUUUCCUCAACAAGGAAUGCUUCAUCUCCUGCAGCAGCAGGAGUUCCUAUGAAGCAGCCUGGCAUUCCAAUUCGUCCUCCACCUCCUCUAUAUAAUUGGGGUCCAAGGCCAAUGCCUACAGCCAAUGCAGUUCUUGCAUCUCCCAACUUUCAAAAUUCAGCUAGGCUCGGCAUUCCACCAUCCAAAGACGAGCCUCAUAUGUUCCUUUUGCCUCAUUCAUCCGAACCACGAAUGGAGGACAUGAUGGGAGAUCACGAAAACGAUAUCAAGUGGCCUAAUGGAUUGACCUUCUUCAGUGCUCUGACUGGACGGAGCGAUGAUGCUAAGCUCUUGUUCAAUCCUGAUGGUUUGGGUGCCAAGCCGGACCAUGGAAAUCCAAAUUCAGAUGCGUCAAGUUUGCAUAACAACGGCAGCGCAAAUCCCAACGACUUCUUAAGCUUGGAUAGCCAUCAAGAUAGUGUCCGGAAAAUGGAGAAUAAGUUCAAGAGGAGCUUUACAUUGCCAGCGAGAAUGACUUCGUCUUCGUCUUCCACCUCGCUUGAUCAUCACCAUCAGCACAAUCCUGCAGGAGAAUACAGGAAUGAAGCAGGAAUGUACUCUCAUGAUGUUAUGGAAACUUAUUUGGAAUGAGUUUGUAAGCCAGGGGGGAUUAAGGGUGCAGAGAGUUGUAUUUAGGAAAGCCCCUUUAGCUUAUGCUUCUUUUAUUUUUUGGCCCCCCCCUCUUUCCCUUAGUAUUUAUUGUUCUGCUUUAGACUGAUAGUAUGUUCUUUCCAUCAAAUGGGCAUUUUUCUUUUGUUUGUUUAGACUUUCAUUUUCAUUUUAGUGAAAUGUUCAACUCUUUAACGACCCAAAAUGCUGAUGAUGAAACCAUGG